AUGUAUAGAAAUGUUAUUAAUAAUUUGAAAACAAUUAAACUAAAUUACAAUCUGAAUAAUUUAAAUAAUGUGAGAAAUGUAAGAAAUUUUGUAACUAAUGUUAGAAUUGGCAAUCUGCCAAAUAAUAAGAUUCUAUUAAAGUUUGUCAAGGUUGGAUUCGUAUCUGCUCUCUUCGGGUCCGCCGGAUAUAUCGGAUACAAUUUAUCUUCUAUCCCUCUUAAUCAUAUAGAUGAGGAAACGUUCGAUGGUAAGGAUGAUUUGGUGGUUGUAAUCUUGGAAAAUAAGACGAAAUAUUCAAAGCAGGAAAUUGAACGUUUAAAAUCAGUGCUUCCUAAGAAUAUAAGUCUCUUUUAUACCAUAAAAAAGUCAAACACCGGAAUGAGUGUAAUGUUAUAUAAGGGAAUGAGGAAGAAGUACUACCAGACACUGAAUUUAUUGGAUGACAAGGUUCUUAAAGAAUUCUCUUCAGAAGUAAACCUCUUUUUCCAGCCACAAUCUGAAGAGAUUCAUACUUUCCAUGAUUCCAUACCGCAAUUCGUUACUUACAACUCAUUCAACAAAGAUGUGAUUGAGGAGUCGAAAAAGGCGCCGAUAUUGUUACAAUUAUUUGAAGAGAAUUGUUUCCUUUGUUUUUUAAUACGUCCGUUUAUAAAUUCAGUGAACAAACUCCUGAUAUCAACUAAUAAUCCUUUACGAAUUAAACGCCUGAAUAUUGAGUUGAAUGACUUUCCCAAAGGCUGCCCAAUCACUAGAGCCACUCCAACAUUUGUUUAUUAUGAUAAAGGUUCUAAUGGCGUUAAAUGGGAUGAGUUUAAACCUAAAGAUUUCUCAGAAAAACUUUUUAAGACAACUGUGAUGGAUGAAAACAGUAAAAAGUAUAUAGAGGAGUUGGCAGAGAAGAUCCCAGAACGUUUUAUGUUAUUUGGGAAACUGGCCCUUUGGUUGUCUGAAUCGCAAAAAAUGCAAGAGCUGAUCUUCAAAUCACAGUCAAACGACUUCGAAUUGACCAGCGAUGAAGAUUUGUACAAUAAAUCAAUUAGCCUCCUCAUGGAAAUUGUAAUAUUAGUAGUAGAUAUGAAGAGGAUCGAUGAUUUGGAAGAGAAUCUGGAGAAUUUGAAGGUUGAAAUUGACUCUGCUGAAAAAGAUUGCCUUGCAAUCGCACAAAUCAUGGCACUAGAUAUCAUUAAAUCAGAAACUAAUCUCGUUUCAUGA
Molecule: messenger RNA, 1212 nt
Organism: Theileria annulata
Lineage: Eukaryota; Apicomplexa; Aconoidasida; Piroplasmida; Theileriidae
Product: thioredoxin-like protein, putative
Exons: 7
Coding region: 1-1212 (403 amino acids)
Source: RefSeq, a predicted model, not a curated record